Rodentolepis nana is the source of this 1449-nucleotide messenger RNA. Lineage: Eukaryota; Metazoa; Platyhelminthes; Cestoda; Cyclophyllidea; Hymenolepididae. The record is from the annotation of a GenBank genome assembly.
AUGGGAGAAAGCUUAUUUACAAACGUGAGUAUUACUGAUCUGCCCAUAGCGUCCUUUGAUGAAUAUCGACGAAAGGGGAAAUUUUUGGACUUAAUCAUCGAAACGGAAGAUAAGGAAGAACUCAAAGCUCAUCGAGUAGUUCUCUGGUCGCAAUUUCCAGCAAUUGAAUCUACUCUGCCAGAUGAAACGAAAGCCAAAGUCAAGUGGAAUCGUUUUCAUUCUAGUAUUGUAAAUACAAUGCUUGACUAUGCUUAUACGGGGAAAAUUCGAAUCAGUCUUGCUAAUGCUUCACAUUUGUACUUACUUGCUCACAAUCUCGGAUGUUCAAAAGUGAUCUCCUGGUGCAGUGAUGUCCUCAAGGAAAGCUUAUCUUCUCAGAAUUUGGAGCAAGUAUGGUCGAUUGCAAAUGUGACUUCCAACAAAGACCUCAUCAUCACUUGUAUACCUCUAAUUGCCACAAAAUUCGAAAAGAUACGAGAUAGUUAUCGAUUUCUUGCCUAUACAGAACCACUGAAUCUUGAAAGGGUAAUCAAUGAUCCCCGUUGUGGGGAAAUAACUGAAGAUGAUAAGGUGAGAAUACUAGCAUUGUGGGCCAAUACAGCACUAAGUGUUACUGACAAAGAAGAAAGAAACCAUGAGAUUAAGCAAUUAUUGGCGAAAAUUGACAUCGAACAACUCUCAAGAGAGUAUCUUAUAGAACUUGUUACUGGCGAAUCGAAUGUUGAAGUACCGAAGGAAUUCAGAACAAUAUUACUAGGCCUGUGGAAAAAGAUUAAUCCACUUUCUGAAGGCUGCUUGACAUCUCCGAGAAAUGUGCCAAGCUUCAGUGAAAGAUUACUGAUCUAUGCCCUUGAUGAAGGAUCAGAGUAUGGAGUGUUGAUGACUGUUCCAGAAAUGCAGACUGUUAGAGCCACUCGAUACUGUAUUCCCUACAGACCGGAUACUGCUAUUGUUAUUUUGAAGGGUGACAUUUACAUAAUCGGCGGGAAGGAUAAUGAUAAAAAAUCAGUGGCAAAGGUUCAGAAAAUUAAUUCACACAACGGCCGUGUAUCAAAAGUCGCUCCCUUGGGACAAUCUCGAUUUGGGGCAUCGGCUGUUGCUUAUGAAAAUUCCAUUAAGAUAACUCCAAUGUUAAAACCCCGAUUCUGUCCCGCAGCUAUCUUUUUUGAAGAUUCUGUUUAUGUUACCAAAGGAGCCAACGAUUCUGUUGAAGCAUUAUCCCUGGGCUCUUCUCAGUGGACUCUCAUUUCCGAAUGUCCGACUAUGAAUUCAUCACCUUAUUCAAUGGCGAUUUUAGAUGGAAAUCUCCUCCUUGCAUCUGAUUCUGGAAUCAUAUAUGAAAUGAAAGCGUUCAGAGCAACAAGUGAGAGCAAUGAAUUAGAAUAUGAAUGGUUCCAAGUGUGUGAAUUGCCACACAUUUGUAAUGUAACAUUACUGGUCACUAAAUAA